AUGGACGCGUCGACCACCGUAUGUCUGAUGAUCGCCCCAAUACACCACUCUCUCAUAUCACCCCCCGCGCUAAACUGCAGUCACCGCGGUCUAUCUAUCCAUCCUCUCUCGCUACCGUUCUUCUGCUCCUGCCCUCUGCACCCGGCCGCACAUCUCGCCUGCACUGCGUUUCACUACACAGCCUUCGCAGGCUUCCUUGGUCCCUCACGACGCCCGCAUGCGUCCACUCGCAUUCCCGUCGUUACUAUCACCUCCACAGUCUGUCCGAUCAAUGCGCUCCCUGUCCCCCUAUCUGUAUGUCAUGCAUCCGAGAAUGCGAAUCUAAACAUCCAGCCGACUUUAGCAAGCAACCAGAUUAUGGUGCUCACAACAAUGACAACAAAGGACCAAGGCUCUCAGGUUCUGGAUGCACGUCUUCAGUUUGGGCAUGAGUGGUAG
This is a messenger RNA of Fomitiporia mediterranea MF3/22, 438 nucleotides long. RefSeq lists its product as uncharacterized. The record is from RefSeq and is a predicted model, not a curated record. The transcript is spliced from 2 exons. Lineage: Eukaryota; Fungi; Basidiomycota; Agaricomycetes; Hymenochaetales; Hymenochaetaceae. Bases 1 to 438 code for a protein of 145 amino acids.